Molecule: messenger RNA, 1222 nt
Organism: Pteronotus mesoamericanus
Lineage: Eukaryota; Metazoa; Chordata; Mammalia; Chiroptera; Mormoopidae
Gene: SOX18
Product: SRY-box transcription factor 18
Exons: 2
Coding region: 65-1222 (385 amino acids)
Biological process (GO): angiogenesis; vasculogenesis; lymphangiogenesis
Molecular function (GO): DNA-binding transcription factor activity, RNA polymerase II-specific; RNA polymerase II cis-regulatory region sequence-specific DNA binding
Source: RefSeq, a predicted model, not a curated record
GAACUGCUCGCUGCCCACCGCCGCGCUCCCGCGCUUCGUUCCGCCCAGGCCGCGCCCAGCUGGAAUGCAGAGAUCGCCGCCCGGCUACGGCGCACAGGACGACCCGCCAGCCCGCCGCGACUGUGCAUGGGCCCCGGGACCCGGGGCCGCCGCUGAGCCGCGCGGCCUCCCCGCCGCCGCCGCCGCCCCCGCCGCCGCUGCGCCCGCCGCGCCCGCCUCGUCGCCCAGCCCGCCGCGCAGCCCGCCGCGCAGCCCCGACCCGGGGCGCUAUGGCCUCAGCCCGGCCGGCCGCGGGGAGCGCCAGGCGGCCGACGAGUCGCGCAUCCGGCGGCCCAUGAACGCCUUCAUGGUGUGGGCGAAGGACGAGCGCAAGCGGCUGGCGCAGCAGAACCCGGACCUGCACAACGCGGUGCUCAGCAAAAUGCUGGGCAAGGCGUGGAAGGAGCUGAGCGCGGCGGACAAGCGGCCCUUUGUGGAGGAGGCGGAGCGGCUGCGCGUGCAGCACCUGCGCGACCACCCCAACUACAAGUACCGGCCGCGCCGCAAGAAACAGGCGCGCAAGGCCCGGCGGAUGGAGCCCGGCCUCCUGCUCCAGGGCCUGGCGCCUCCGGCCCCGCCAGCCGAGCCCUUCCCCGCGGCGCCGGGCCCGGCCCGCGCCUUCCGCGAGCUGCCCCCGCUGGGCGCCGAGUUCGACGGCCUGGGGCUACCCACGCCCGAGCGCUCGCCGCUGGACGGCUUGGAGCCCGGCGAGGCCGCCUUCUUCCCGCCGCCCGCGGCGCCCGAAGACUGCGCGCUGCGGGCCUUCCGCGCGCCCUACGCGCCGGCCGAGCUGCCCCGGGACCCCGGCGGCUGCUACGGGGCACCCCUGGCCGAGGCGCUCAGGACCGCGCCCGCUGCGCCGCUCUCCGGCCUCUACUACGGCGCCUUGGGCGCGCCCGGCCCGUACCCCGGCCCGCUGUCGCCGCCGCCCGAGGCCCCGCCACUGGAGGGCGCCGAGCCCCUGGGGCCCGCCGCCGACCUGUGGGCUGACGUGGACCUCACCGAGUUCGACCAGUACCUCAACUGCAGCCGGACUCGGCCCGACGCCGCCGGGCUGCCGUACCACGUGGCGCUUGCCAAGCUGGGCCCGCGCGCCAUGUCCUGCCCGGAGGAGAGCAGCCUGAUCGCCGCGCUGUCCGACGCCAGCAGCGCCGUGUACUACAGCGCGUGCAUCUCGGGCUAG